Pararge aegeria (speckled wood butterfly) is the source of this 1441-nucleotide messenger RNA. Its product is annotated as prenylated Rab acceptor protein 1. Lineage: Eukaryota; Metazoa; Arthropoda; Insecta; Lepidoptera; Nymphalidae. Bases 114 to 713 code for a protein of 199 amino acids. The record is from RefSeq and is a predicted model, not a curated record. Gene Ontology annotation, cellular component: Golgi apparatus. The transcript is spliced from 6 exons.
UUCAUCUGUCAAACGUCAAAGACUAUAUUCACACAACUCUGCAAAAUCGAUACUAGAAAAAUACAUAUUCUAAAGUGAUAAUUCUUGCUCGGUGCCAAAAUAUUUCAGUAAAUAUGGCUGAGAGUGUUAACAUUGAGAUUUCUGGUGAAAUACCUAAUGCUUCCACAGAAAAGAUUGGUUUGCAAAAGUAUGUCGAAUUAAUAGAUUUGUUACUGCAGUAUGCCCGAAGUGGUGCUGUGCCCGCACUCAUGAUGAGAGUCUUAAACAAACGUCAGCCAUGGACUCAAUUUAUUGCUACAGAAAACUUUAAGGUUCCAACUUCUGUACCACGAAUAUCACGCAGAUUUUAUAAAAACUUGCAACAUUUUCAAGCAAAUUAUCUCAUUAUAUUUUUAGGACUAUUUAUUUACUGUUUAAUCACAUCACCUUUUUUAUUAUUUGCCGUGGUAGUAAGCUCUUAUUGCAUCAAGAAGUAUUUCAAUGGACAUAAAAGUUUUAAGAUUGGUGGUUGGGAAUUGCCGAAGAUCCACCAGGUCGCACUUGUGUCGGUGGUGCUCACGAUACUUUUUGUGCUCGCCGACGCCCAAGCAGUUCUGUUUUGGAUUCUAGGAACAACGGUAACGAUUGUCGGUUUCCACGCAAUCUUCUACGACGCAGACGCUCUGCCUUCGAUAGAAGACCCCGAGAAGUUCCCAAUGAUCGAGGAAGUUUAAAAGGAAGUCGUUCUAUGGGAGAUGAUGUCAUUGCACUAAAUGAGCAUCUCUCUCCUAUAGUUCCUUAGAACUAUAAACCAGCCGAGUUAAGUUAUCAGUGACGUCAGUUUGUAUACUGAUAAUUCGUUCAAUUGUUCUAUUUGAAUUCUUGUAAAAGUGGCCAGUCCGUAAUAAUUCUUAAAUUGAUAAAAAUUCGUACCUAUAUGUUCACGUCAUGUUUUGCGGAACAAAAUAUGUGAACUACCCGUCGUACAACACGCACAUGACAGUUCGCGCGAUCUUAGUUGGCCGGAGUGAACUGAGUCGAGAGUGGUGGCGCGGAAACAAUUUCAACGUUGAAAUUGUACUUGGGAAUACUUGGGAACUAUAAGCGAAUGUCUCAGAGAGCUAACUUCAGGCCGGCCAAGUAAGUGCGUGCAGACUUUAUCUGAUCUUAAUACUUUAUAGGAAACUUUUUUUCUCAAUUAUUCGUUAGCUAGUAUGCAUAUUUAUUUAUCAUUUUUACAUGGAUACAUAGUCAAUAGGCAAAUACAUGUUUAACCCUUUUAAGUUCUAUUACACAGACCGACAAUAGUUUCGGCCGCCAUGACUAGUGUUAUCGACACAUAGUAAGUAAGAGUGUUAUUUAUUUGUUAAUUAUAUGAAUUCAAAUUGUAUAUUUGUUCUUGUAUACUAAGGUAUUUGUAUAUAGCGUAUACCGAAAUAAUGAUAAAUCUAUUACAUUUUAA